AUGCCACUUUGGCAGAUCUACCACCCAGCAGGCUUAUACGAGGACCAAGAGUCUAAAUCCUCGUUUGCCAAAGAUAUCACGAAGAUUUAUACCAAGAUCGGCCUUCCACCAUUCUACGUUGUGGUCAACUUCAUCCCUCUGCCAAAAGAAGAUAUACUGGUAGGAGGUGAGCCCAGUAACGGAACUCCCUUCAUCCGGAUCGUCAUCACGAAUAUCGCGGUCAAAAUGCCAGAAACCAACGAGACUUACACCCGAUUCACUUCUUCGGUUGAUGCGGUGUUGAAGCCCCACAUUGCCGACAAGGGAUAUGACUGGGAAUACCACGUCGCAGAAACCGAACGCCGACUGUGGAAAAUCAAUGGCCUUAUUCCGCCGCCUUGGAAGAGUGAAGAGGAGGCUCGAUGGGCUGAGCAGAACCGGCCUGUUCCCUAUGAGGGCGCGUUUGCGCCGCUUUGA
Molecule: messenger RNA, 456 nt
Organism: Penicillium brevicompactum
Lineage: Eukaryota; Fungi; Ascomycota; Eurotiomycetes; Eurotiales; Aspergillaceae
Product: tautomerase family protein
Exons: 1
Coding region: 1-456 (151 amino acids)
Source: RefSeq, a predicted model, not a curated record